UCAGGUCGCUGGUAGAGUAGUCAGCAAUGCUUCAUCAGACCUGCAAGUCGCCUUAGACUGGAGCAUCAUUUCCCUUCUAAACUACAUGUAGAUCACGAUUAUCACGCAGUAGAGCUUUAGGAACAAAUUGCUCUGCAACAAAAGAUUCCAGUUCAAGUGAAGUUUCUCAUGCGUUUUUUUCCACUGCCGCUUAACACAUUUCCUAUCCGAUCACGUCGUCUUGAAAGAUAGAUACAUUUGCAGGAACAACGAUACCAGCUGGUGGUGACAAUGCACAGCGGACUGCUGAUAGUGGUGUUUACCGUUGGUGUGUUCGUAGUGAUACCAACGCACAGUGGAGCAACAGUCUCAGCACAAUGCACAUUGUCACAAACUCCAGGAAAUCUGACCAUUGACAAUCAUAUGAAGCUGGAAAGUACGCCUGGUGCUGGACCAAUUCUCCAACCGCGGACAAUUAUUCCUUUCCCGAACAUAUCCUUCUACAGCAGCUGUAUAUUUGUCCAGAUCGAUAUUACUGCAGAUGUGGCUCAAAAGUCGUGCGAUCCGAUGUUGGUCCUAUUGAAGGAAUUCCCUGGGGGAAAGUAUCAGAUUGCCUCUGAACGCAUUCCACCUAGCACACAUAUAACGGGUAUUGCAACAUGGACUGGGGUGAGCGUUAACGACUACAUAUCUGAUAACAGCAGUGUUACUGAAGCAUACAUCCUCGGGAUCACCAUGAAAGCCUACUGCCCAUUGAGCUAUAAAGCUGCCUCGUCAAGAGUGUCUUGGGUCUUGCCGGAAGGCAGCUCACCACGUGUCUUACAGACGUUUGCCUGGGGUGCUGCUCUGGAGCCUCGUGUCACGAUGACCAUCCGUGCAUCCAAUGCGUGCAACCAGGCUACAUGUGACAACUGCCAGACACUCUAUCAAAGCUGUCCUGCAUUGGGAGCAACUGGUACAAGUCAAUACCAAUACUAUUGUGGUACUGCAUCUAACUACGCGUGUCCAACCACUACUGCAGUUCACCCUACUACGCGAAGUACAACCUCUCCUCUAACGAAAACAUCCAUAGUACCUCAAGCAACUACUAGCGCUACUCCAUCGACCGCCUCCACGAGAGUCUCAUCGUCUGCCGUUACUAAUCUACGGAUUACCUCCGACACAAUUGCUGCAGCUACAGUCUCUCCAUCAACCACGCCUCGGGUUGCCAAGGCCUACGCCGAAUCGUCUCCUCUUUCCAAUGCCUUCCUAUCACCAAACUCAACUGACGCUAGUUUGGGUUUCAGUGCACCUAACACAUUCGAUUAUAAAUCGGCCAGUGAAACCUCAACGGAAGUUCUACCUUCUGGAGCCUCACAACAUGCAAGUUCACCAUCGCCAGGAUCGUCCAAGCGUGGCUCACCAAGCGCUACGGAAGCGGUGGAGAGGAUCAUAAUUGUUCCCGGGACAGGUAAAUUAUAUGGUCUUACCCUGGGCUUUAAUAUUCCCUUGCUUCUCUUCACCCUCUCCAUUCUACUCGUACUUCUGUAUCGAAUGAAGCGCGAAUCUCCCUCAACAAGUGGCCACUCUCGACAAGAAAAUGGAGAAGCGGUAAGCUUGCACACUCCAAGAACACCUCCGUCUACCACAGCUCGCCCCCAACAAUACGACCAAGUAGCAACGGACACAUCCCAGGGCCCAUAUUACAUUGAAGCCGUAGACUCGAAGAUCGCGAACGUCACGCCCUGGUCCUGCUCCAUGACUGAUGAUGGCACCAUGCCGGAUUUUGUCCAUGUGCAGUCGUCAACGGCACCAGCUAAUAUUGAACAAGCCCAAGAUUCGCUGUAUGCUGAUCUGGAGACAACUGAACAUGCCAGUGCUGAAAUGCAGGAACGUCACUACAUGUUAUUAUCCACGUGCACACAAACACAUCCCAACCAUUACCAAGGCCUUGGUCCCCAUAGCAACGACCUCCAAAGAUGGGAAAUCCCUGGUAACACCACGCCUGAUGGUGAGUCGUUGGUUAUCUGCAAUACUGCGCACUGACUAGAAUACAGCACUGCGUCUGCUCCCGUCACACGCGCUAUUUACACUUCUCUAAUAGGGAUUGACUGUGUGGACGCUGUUCCUGAAGCUUUACCACAUAGCCAAUUCUAACGUACCCAGGCACCUCAGAUCCUAACAAAACGAAUAUCAACGCCCAGGGCAGAAAAUUCACAAAACAUAUACUAGUAACCCCCACCACUCCUCACUGACAUGCCUCUGUCCUCCUUCUUUGAGCGUUGCGCCUAUUCUUAUUUUGUGUUUCUGUUUCCGUAUAUUUCGUAUUUCAAGGCAUACCCCGAGGCUAUAGGUAUUAUUGAGUAAAGGACCAUUCUGGAACAUUCAGCAUAAUUGUACUUGCAAGUAUUUCUCUAGCUAGGCUGUUCAUUUCGAAUCAUUAGCCCUCCACUGUAUGCUAUCUCAACCCUACAGCCUCCCAUUAUAAUGGAACUCCCUUCAAUUUAGACUACAUCUUUGGGAAAUCCUCAAAUAUAUAUAAUAAUAUAAUAACCCCUGCGGAUAAGCGACCAACGAGGCUAUUGAUUCCAAAGUAGGUGACGUAUGAUUAUCAUGGACACCAGUGCCUAUGCAAAACACUUCAUUUUUCUUGACUUUACUCAUAGCUGUUCUGCCAAUGAAUAUCUGGUGGUUUGGA
Molecule: messenger RNA, 2656 nt
Organism: Sycon ciliatum
Lineage: Eukaryota; Metazoa; Porifera; Calcarea; Leucosolenida; Sycettidae
Product: mucin-5AC-like
Exons: 3
Coding region: 271-2004 (577 amino acids)
Source: RefSeq, a predicted model, not a curated record